Molecule: messenger RNA, 2823 nt
Organism: Melitaea cinxia (Glanville fritillary)
Lineage: Eukaryota; Metazoa; Arthropoda; Insecta; Lepidoptera; Nymphalidae
Exons: 2
Coding region: 1-2823 (940 amino acids)
Molecular function (GO): catalytic activity
Source: RefSeq, a predicted model, not a curated record
AUGAGGACAGGCUUCCCAGACACCAAUGGAAGCUCAAAUGGCGCUGACGACCUGCGCAAAACUGCCUUAAUCGAUGUCGAGCUCAAAAGACUUAACAUAGCGGUUUCCGCACUGCAAGAGACCAGAUUACCGGACGAAGGCUCAAUACGCGAGGCCUCAUAUACAUUUUUCUGGAAGGGAAAGGACUCUACUGCCGCACGUGAGCAUGGCGUUGGUUUCGCAAUCCGCAAUGAUCUCCUUUCCGCAAUUGAAACUCCUCGAGGAAUUUCGGAGCGCAUUAUGGUGUUGAGGAUGCGAAGCAACUGCGGCUUUGUUACUUUUAUUUCCGCAUAUGCCCCAACACUAGUUUCACCUGACGAAGCCAAAGACCAAUUUUACGACCAACUCACUGAGACGGUACGUGGCGUAAGUUCUAGUGACAGACUUUACAUCUUGGGUGACUUUAACGCCCGGGUCGGCCAGGACAGCUCUGCUUGGCCCGAUUGUGUGGGUCCCCACGGCAUUGGAAAACUCAACGAGAACGGACAACGUUUACUUGAGUUCUGCUCGAGCCAAUUGCUGUGUGUUACCAAUACUUUCUUCAAGGGUAAGCCUAUGCGUAGGGUGUCCUGGAAGCACCCUCGCUCUGGUCACUGGCACCAGCUAGACCUAGUCCUCACCAGAAGAAAAGACCUCCGCGAAACCAUUCACACGCGUACAUUCCACAGCGCUGAAUGUGACACUGAUCAUUCCCUAGUAGUAACACGUGUAGCCCUGAUCCAUAAAAAGAUUCAUUCGUCCAAACCACAUGGCAUGACGAUUCGUGAUUUUGAGGAUUUGGUACGUAAGGAGACUGAAACUUGGGAUGUAAAUGCGACCGUCGAAGACGAAUGGAGUAAUGUCAGAGCUCUUCUCACGGAAACAGCUGCCAAAGCUUUCGGCUAUCAGAGAGCUAAAUCUCAAGACUGGUUCACUGAAAAUAUAGAGCAACUUUCACCCUUGCUUGACUCUAAACGCGACGCUGCUCUUGCUCACCGUCUGAAUCCUAAUCCAAAGACGCGCGAAGAGCUUACAAUUUCUAAAGCAGCUCUUCAACGCAGCACACGCCACUUUGCGAAUGUCUAUUGGACCAAUAUUUGCCACAACAUCCAAGCGUGUGCAGACUCAGGAAACUUCAGCGGUGUGUACUCUGGUAUAAAACAGGCCAUUGGCCCAGUUUCCAAAAAGACAGCUCCCCUUAAAGAAGCUGAUGGCUCUGUUAUAACAGAUCGUCAUCGUCAAAUGGAACGUUGGGUAGAACACUUCACCACUCUCUAUGCAACUCCAGUCAGCAUCGAACCGGAGGCUGUUCAGAGCAUGCCUAAACUGGAUACUUGGAGUCAAUUAGACGACCUACCUACUAUAAGGGAAUACCACAUUGCUGUAAAGCAGCUUAAGCGCGGUAAGAGUCCUGGUAGUGAUAGAACCCAAGCAGAAAUACUUAAACUUAAGUGCGUGUCACCUAUUCUGCACAGUCUGCUGUGUAAGUGCUGGGAGGCGGGGUGCGUGCCUCGGGAUAUGCGUGAUGCCAACAUCAUCACACUAUACAAAGGGAAAGGGGAUCGCGGCGAUUGCAACUCCUACCGUGGCAUUUCCCUUUUGAGCUCAGUCGGCAAGCUAUUUGGACGUGUAAUAUUAGGAAAGAUCCAAAAACUUGCAAAUCGCGUAUAUCCUGAGGCACAGUGUGGUUUUCGCCCCCGGCGUUCCACAGUCGAUAUGAUUUUCUCCCUUCGCCAAUUACAGGAGAAGUGCAGAGAGCAGAAAACGCCAUUGUACGUGGCGUUUGUUGACUUAAAUAAGGCCUUCGAUACCGUCAGCAGGGAGGGUCUUUAUACUGCACUGAAAUGCAUUGGGUGUCCACCGAAACUCUUGAGCCUUGUUCAAUCCUUUCACGAGGAUAUGAAGGGCGCUGUAGUUUUUGAUGGCCAAACGUCUGAUCGGUUCGAAAUGCGUAGGGGUGUCCGUCAGGGAUGCGUGUUGGCUCCUACCCUGUUUGGUAUAUUCUUUUCGAUUAUCCUAAGAACUGCUUUCGGCGAUAGCCAACAGGGUAUCCACCUUCAUACAAGAGUAGACGGAAAGCUAUUCAACAUCUCACUGCUUCAAGCUAAACGAAAGCGUCAUGAUCUUUUCGUUGACUCUUUGUUAUUUGCCGAUGAUGCAGCUUUUGUGGCAAACUCAGUUCUCGAGCUUCAAACAAUCAUGGACAAAUUUUCCAAAGCAUGCACUUUGUUUUCCAUGUCCAUAAACCCCAAAAAAACUGUGGUUCUAGCGCAAGGCAGUGCAGAAAUACCUGCAAUAAUGCUGGAUAGCACUGCUUUACAAGUGGUUGAUAGGUUCUGCUACCUGGGAUCGACUGUCUCGAACAAUCUCUCUCUAGAAGCAGAGAUCAAUACUCGCAUCGGAAAAGCGGCGACUACGUUCGGGCGGCUCAGUACAAGAGUGUGGAACAACAAACAUCUUACCAACAGGACCAAGAUGAUAGUAUUUCAGGUCUGUGUUUUGAGCACGCUCUUGUACGGAGCGGAGACGUGGACGUCCUAUGCGAAGCAAGAACGUCAGAUUAACACUUUUUAUAUGCGCUGCCUACGGAACAUCCUGGGUAUAAGUUGGAAAGACAGAGCGACCAACGAGAGGGUUCUACAAAUUGCGCGGAUGCCCAGUCUAACUGCCAUGCUAAAACAGCGUUCGGCUGCGUUGGUUGGGGCAUGUACACCGGAUGGACCCCUCUCGACUUCCGCGGCAGAUCAUGCUUGGCGCAGUUGCGAACGCAAGGAGGGAUGUUGGGAGGCCUUUGCUCCGUUUUAA